CGCAUGCGUAAAAUAGUGGCGCGCUGCGUCGGCGUGAAAUGCGUCGUUCCGUCAACGUUCCUUGAUGUGCGGCGCUGCCUAAAAGGUAGAAAGCACAACUAUCAGCCGAAUAACCUCAGUAUCAACGGGAGCCGUCGUGAGGGCCGAUCCUCCACUUCCUCCCACUAACAAUUGCGCCCCCCUCCUUACCCUUAAAAAUACUAAAAACGGCUAAGGGAUGCUCAGUUAUAACAAAGCAUUGCCGCAGAGGAACACGGAGACAAGGAUUCAUUGUUUCAUUAUGACAUAAAGAAGGAACAAUAUUUUUUUUGAAAAUUGUGUUGAGGUGGAAAAAAAAGGGAGGGAAAAGAAAAAAUAGUAAUAAUAAAAAUGGGGCGUACGCGAACCGACGAGUCGCGGAUCGAUCGUCAAAUAACUUGGUGCUAAAACCAGACUGCUCACUGCUAUUAUAACACGGAAAAUAUCUUUUUCCAUCCCUUUCUCUCUCUCUCUCUCUGUGUUUCUCUAUCUCUUUUUCUCUCUUUCUCUCUCUCUAUCUGUCUUUCUACCUUCUCAUCUUUUCCGCCAUUUCGACCUUUUCCGCCAACCACCCCUUUUACACAUAUCACUAGUGAUUGUAAUUUUUUUUUUCUUUUUUUGAUGAUGAUGAAACAAAACUUGUAGUGAUGUUAAUGACAAGGUUCACGAACCUUAGUUUUAUCAUCAGUGAAAAAAGUGUGUCAUGAAACUGCCGUUGAGGUUAGGUUUUGCGAACCUCAUCUCCAUGUGAAGCGACGGAUGAAUGAAGAGGAAGAAAUUUUCACGCGGAUUAAUAAUUAUAGUGAAGUGAAUUGUGAAAAAAUUGUGAUUGGUUUUUUUUUUGUAACUCUCGCGCGCGAAUGGAAGAAUCAAUUAAUGAUAAUGAAGAAAUGAAAAUAAUUUUAAGAAUUUUUAAAAAGCCAACUUGACCUUUCAUUUUGAAGGUUAGGUUGUUGGGAAAAAAAUGACACGACUCGUUAUUUUAUUCCUGAUUCCCAUUUUGGGUCAGGUUGUUUUAACAUUUGUCCUUGAGGGUUCAGCGACAAGUUAUGCACAAUUUCGUAAAUGGAAUGCAGCAUUAAAUGGAACAUUAGAAUUUGAAUUUAAAACUGAACAAGGCAAUGGAUUAUUAUUAUAUACUGAUGAUGGUGGGACAUAUGAUUUUUUUGAAAUAAAAUUAAUUGAAAGUGCAUUAAGAUUAAGAUAUAAUUUAGGUGGUGGUGCACAAAUUGUAACUGUUGGUCGUGAUUUAGGCGAUGGACAUUGGCAUAAAGUGCAAAUAACAAGAAAUAAUGAAAAUACAACAUUAACAGUUGAUGGUGUUGCUGCAACAUCAACAUCGCGUGGUAAAGAAUUUGAAUUUGGUAAAUUUAUUGGUAAUUCAGAUGUUUAUAUUGGUGGUAUGCCAAGUUGGUAUAAUACUAAAUUAACAUUAUUAGCAUUGCCAAGUGUUAUAUUUGAGCCACGUUUUAAUGGAAUCAUUAGAAAUUUGGUUUAUGCCGAUGGAAACAACUAUGUGCCAAGGAGACAGGAGAUGAAGAGCCGGGACGCAAAGUGCGGAGGAUUUCCCUGUGUCGAGAGUCUCAGUCAGCGCAAAUCAGCAAGGAGUUUGCGAAACAUGGUGUCAGCGAACAUGACGGACGCAUGUGAAACACGCGAUCCAUGUCAACAUGGCGGGAUUUGCAUUUCAACUGACAGUGGGCCCAUCUGCGAAUGUCGUACCGGUGACUAUGAAGGCAUUUACUGUGAAAAAGAAGCAUGGAGCACGGUGCUGCCUACGGCAGGUGGUGGUGAUUACUGGCAGUGGGAUUACAACAAAGCACCCUCGGAAGCGUCGUUUAGAGGGACAGAAUACUUAACGAUAGACUUGAGUAAAGGUGAUCCUGUUCUUAGUACACAAGAAUCGAUUAGUCUGCAAUUUAAAACAAGACAACCCAUUGGCCUCUUAUUUUAUUCUGGCGAAGGGGGUGAUUAUUUGACAGUCUCAUUAAAAGAUGGUGGAGCUGCCGUUGGCAUGACCCUCGCAAAUGGAAGGCUGGACCUACACAUCAAACCGGCAAGGGUUCGAUUUGACGAUAAUCAAUGGCACAAAAUCAUUGUUCACAGAAAAGUUCAAGAGAUUUCGUCUAUCACGAGAUUUUGCAGGCUGUCAGCAAACGUAGAUGGAAUUUAUACAGAACAUGGUCAUACUGCUGGCUCUUUCACAAAAUUGGCGAGUGAUCGACUUUUUGUUGGUGGCGGUGCUGAUGCUCGAUCUUUGACAGGAGCCAAAGGGAUUAAUAAUUUUGUUGGAUGCCUUCGAAAAGUGGAAUUUGCGGCAGAGGGUGUGAAAAUGGAAUUAAUCGAAGCGGCUAAAAGUGGCGCAGCAGGAGCAGCAGCUUGGGGUAAAAUAGACUUUCAUUGUCGAGAGCCGAAGGCUUCGGAUCCUGUCACAUUUACCACUCGAGAUUCGCAUCUGGCAUCGGCAACAGUGAACGCAAGGCGACUUCACGGCGCCGUGGUCACCUUUACCAGCCCAGAGUCCCACUUGGUUUUGCCACCCUGGAAGGCAGCCAAACAGGGGAGUAUAUCUUUUAAAAUUCGUACCAACGAACCGAAUGGCUUGGUCAUGUACAGCAGAAGUGGAGCACUGAGUCGGCCGGACUUGUUUGCCUUUGAAAUUUUAAACGGUCACCUCUAUCUUCACGCUGAUCUGGGAAGUGGGCCAAUCAAGGUCAAGGCCUCAAAACCUCGAGUGGACGAUGGUGUUUGGCAUGACGUUUCAUUUCGUCGUGUUGAAAGGGAGAGUCGAGUCACUGUCGAUCAAAUUCCAAUUGAAUUUCGCACACCAGGUGAUUCAACGCAAUUAGAUCUUGACGGAUUAAUGUAUAUAGGAGGUGUGGGGGCGCCAUUUGCACCCCUGACUGUUCCGCCAGUUUUAUGGACCGGAACACUUCGUCAAGGUUACGUUGGUUGCAUGAGAGAUCUUGUCAUCAAUAGUCAACCUGUGGAUAUUGCUGGCUAUGCUCAACAACAAGAUUCUGGUGCUGUGAGACCAGCUUGUCAUACACAAUCUCCACAUUGUUCGUCACAGCCAUGUAUGCAUGGUGGCCAUUGUCUAGAAGGAUGGAACAGAUUUCACUGUGAUUGCACAGGAACACCUUUCACUGGUGCUACAUGCGGCAAAGAUGCAUCGACACUUCAUUUGAAUGGCUCGCAACAUCUCACGGCGUUGAUGCCUGAGGAUUCAAAAACACAAGCUGAGGAAAUUGUUUUGCGUUUCAAAACAAUUAGGCCAAGGGGACUAUUAUUGGCAACAAGUUUGGAAAAUAGUUCCGAUCGAUUGCAAAUCUAUCUCGCCGAUGGAAAUGCAAAAGCCCAAAUACGCAUCGAUAAAACUGAAAAGACGCUGAUUGCGGGACAAGGACUCAAUGACGAUAUGUGGCACACCCUGAGAUUUUCGAGGAGGGCAAAUUCUUUAAAACUUCAAAUUGACGACGAAGGACCCGUUAGAGCUGAUGCAAUUUUAAAUAAUGAAAAUGUCUUAGAAUUUCGUACUCUACAUGUUGGUGGUUAUCUUCAUUCGGGUGAGGAAAUUCCACAUUUUAUUGGUCAAGUUCAACAGGUUUGGUUCAAUGGCUAUCCAUAUGUGGAAAUUGCACGUAGCGCUGGUACUCAUCAAACAUCACAUCAGGGUGUUACGCCAAUUAUAAGGGUCACUGGGAAAUUUGGCAAAAGAAAUCAUCUUGUUCAUCAUCCCGUUACAUUCACAUCGAAACACACUUUUGUUGGACUACCCGUUCUUAAGGCUUAUGUCGAAACGAACAUCUACUUUCAGUUCAAAACACGUGAGCCAAAUGGCUUAAUUUUCUUCAACGCUGGUCGUGAGAGGGAUUUUAUUGCCGUUGAAUUAGUGAAUGGACAUAUUACAUAUGUGUUCGAUUUGGGCGAUGGACCUGUCAAAAUCAGAGACACAUCAAAAUCGAAACUCAAUGAUAGUAAAUGGCACGCCGUCAGUAUUGGACGUCCAGCACCUAAAAGACAUACACUUGCUGUUGAUGAUCACGUAGCUGCUGUUAAUAGUCAAGGGAGUAAUGAAAAUCUCGACCUCGAUGGCAUUCUCUAUAUAGGUGGAGUUGAGAAGUCACAAUACGCUCAGCUACCAAAGCACAUCAUCAGUCGACAUGGAUUCGAAGGAUGUUUAGCUUCACUCGAUUUAAGUGGCGAGAGUCCUGAUUUAAUAACUGAUGCUGUUGUUCCAAGUUCCAUGGUGGAAUCGGGCUGUGAAACAAAUGCAAAUCAACAUCCAGGCAAAAAAUGCACACACGAUGUUUGCGCAAAUCAUGGCACUUGUGUUCAACAAUGGAAUAGCUACACGUGCGAUUGUGAUAUGACAAGCUUUUCAGGACCACAUUGCAGUGACGAAUCAGUGGCUUAUGAAUUUGGAUCAGGAAGGGGAAUUAUCACAUACACAUUUCCUCCUGACAGAAGGCCUGAAAUGCAAAGGGACACUGUUGCAAUGGGAUUUGUUACUGGACUCAGUGAUGCUGUUUUAGUUCGUAUAGAAUCUGCAUCCAGCAACGAUUAUCUCGAAAUUGAAAUUGUGGAAGGAAAUGUGUUUGCUGUAUACAAUAUGGGAACAAAUGAUCAUCCACUGGGAGAAGUUGGCAUUAAAGUUAAUGAUAAUCAAUAUCACGUCAUUAGAUUUACAAGAAGCGGAGCAAAUAGCACUUUACAAGUCGAUGAUUAUAAUCUCCAGUCCAAUCAUCCGUCCGGUCAUCAAAUGGCUGUUUUCAAUAGUCAAUCGACCAUUCAAGUAGGAGGACGUUGGAAUCGCAGUAAAGGAAGAGUUGAUAGACCAUUUUUAGGUGUUGUUUCGGGAUUAGUGGUGAAUGGAGUGAGAAUAUUGGAAUUAGCAGCCGCCAAGGAUGGCAAAGUCACAUCGAGAGGUGAUGUUCAAUUAUUGCCAAUUGGCAGUCUUGUGGAUAAAGCCGCGCCUUUACAAAGGAUGCAACAAACACCCGCUUCUGGAUCCCCAGGUGUUAUGGACGAUCUAAUUUUCUCCGGUGCCGGAAGUGGCUGUUCCGGAGAUGACGAGGACGAGGAAUGUACACCUAUUGUCGACAAUGGCGCUGAUGAUCUGAUAACGCCAGUUUAUGUUGCGCCAACGAGGUCACCAACAGUAUUUAAACCAAAGUACGUCAAUAAGGAUAAUAUACAAAUUCGACCUUCAUGCGACGAUGAGGAGGAUUGCGAAGAGGGAUCAGGAGAUCCUGGUACCACGCAAGAAGUUUUCGUCACAUCUGCUACUGAUUCGAGCUCGGUGACGUUUACAACACAAAGAGAAGUUGCAACGAGCCACAUAAGCACCCUGACAACAUCGACAGGUUCAACAUCGCCACGAGGAAUUGUGACAGUUGUUUCGGCCCAGUACAAUGUCUCAACUACCGGUACAGAGACAACUCAAACCAGUACUGUGACAACGCAACGUCAACGAACGUCACCAGUGACGAGUACUGUAACAACGUCAACGACCACCGAGAUGACGGAACGUCACACGCCAAUUCCCCCAGGUGUCGGCGACACAGAAUUUAAACCCUUCACAUUACGUCCCAAGGUGACCAACAACAAUAACAAGAGGAUAACAUCUGAAACGGCAGAAAAUGCGGCAUUAAUUAUUGGCAUUAUUGCCGGUGCACUGAUAGCAAUUGUUCUAAUAAUAUUGAUAAUUCUCAAAUUUAAAAGUCGACCCGAAGCAAAUUAUAAAGUCGACGAGAACAAAACAUUCUGUCAGGAUCCAAAUGCCGCUCUACUUGGCGCUGCCGGUACAAAUCAACCGUACAAUGGUGCCUUGAAAAAUGGUGCCAAUGUCAAUAGAAAUGGCAAAAAACGUGAAGUUAAAGACAUUAAAGAGUGGUAUGUGUAAAAUGUAAAUUGUGAGUGUUGAAAAAGAAAUUUUUCUCUCAACUAUAAAAAAGAAGAUCAAGAAACGAGAGAAAGCAAACCAAGACUGACUGUUCAACAAAACAAAAAAAAAACUGAUAGAGAAGAAAUGACAAAAUAGGAAUAAAAAAAAAAACACAAAAAUAUUCUGAAAAACAGCGUAUGAGGAUAUAAAAAUAAAAAACGUUUGCUCCUAGAGAAAAUAAAGUAGGACCUUUCGUUUUUCUAGAACUAAAUCCAAAAGAAAGUUACCGGACACACUCGAAUUUUAUUGAAAAAAAGAGAAUUUUAUUUUCGUCUUUAAUCGAACAAAUUAAUUGUCUAAAAAUAAAAAAUUGUCAUAUCCACUUUUUUUAUGCGGGUCAAUUUCCAGUAUUUCAUAUAUAUCUCAAAAUAAAUACCACAAAUUUAUAUAUAUAUAUAUAUAUAUAUAUAUAUAUAAAAUUCAUCGAAAGAAAAUAUAAUUUAUAAAAAAUUUAUCUUAAAAUUGAAUUCGAAAAAAGAUUUAAUAAAUAAUUUUUAUUCCUUUUUCUGCUUUUAAAUAUUUCAAAUGUAAAAUAUGAAUUUAGAACCAAAAGAAAUUGAUUGAAUUAUUACGAAUUAGAUAUUUUAAUAAUGUCCAAAAAAACGGGGAAUUUUUUUUUGAAAGCGAUUCUUGAUUCUUCACUAAAACUUUUUGAUAAAGAGGACAAAAUUUUUUAAAGAUAAAAAAUAGUACAAAAUUUAAAACAUAUAUAUAUUUUUUAAAUUUUUCAUUUAAUAUACAAAAAGUUUAUUUAAUUAAAAGAAUAAAACUUGUUCGAUAUAUUAAUGAAAAGAAAAUUCUGAAAAAAAAGAAUCCUUUAAAUUGAAAGAAAAUUAUUUUGCACAUAGAAAAUUGCUAUAGUUUCUAGAAUUUUUGAAAAAAAAUGUCUUGUUUUUCUUUUAAAAAACAAUUGUUUUAAUUUUGAAAAAUUUGUAUCAAUUACAAAAUUCUUUUAAAUCAAUUUAAAGGAACAAUUUUUUGUUUUAAUUUCUUUUGCAUUUUUCAAAAAGAAAAAAUAUAAGAGAAAAAAAUAUAUAAUAAACAAAAAGAUUCCUAAAAACAAGUUCCCAUAUAAAAAAAUUAAAAAUAUAUAUAUAUAUAUAUAUAUAUAUAUAUACAAAUAUAAAUAAGGAAUAAAAACGAGUGUGUCGGUCAAUUAACUGUAGAUUAUUCAAUUAUUGUUGUAUAAAAAAAAAAUAUAAAACUAUUUAUAAAUUGUGUUAUACAUGUAAAUUGUUUAUGAAGUUAAAAAAAAAAAUUUUAUUAAAAUUCCACGUACGCAGUGUGUGAAGCAAACAAAAAAAAAAAAAGAAAUGAAAAAAAACUAACAAAAACGGUUCGACAGUUGAGAAUAAAAAUUAUUCUCUGUAUAAAUAUCUCUUAUAAAUAUCCAAGUUUACUUUUAAAAGUUGAUUAUAAGUAUAUAUAUAAGUUAUGAAAAAAAAAUGGCACCCGACAAAAUAACUAAAUAUGUAAAACGUAGCAUGCAAAAUAUGCUUACAUAUAAAUAUAUAUAUAUAUACACACAGGGUGCGAAUGCAGUAUUGCCAAUACGAAUUAAGAACUGUUAAUAAAAACAAAAAACAACAAAAAAAAAAAAAAGUAUGUAUAGAGUGUUUAUGUACAACGCGAGACACACUUCAGCGCACGAAUGCCGAUGCACGCGUUUCAUACAAAGCCGUAGAUUAUGAAAAAAAGGGUAAAAAAAACUAAAGAUACAAUUAUAUUUAUCAAAAAAAAAAAAAAAUAAUAAUUUUUUUUUUUAAUAAAAAAAAAUUCAUCAUAUCUAUUCACGACUGAUAAAAAAAAGACAUAAUUGUCUCUAAAGAAGUAAGAAAAAAAAAAAAAAAAAAAAAAACUUUGAAAAUAUCAGGAAAACCGUAACGAUUUCCCAAUUUUUUGAACCAAUCUGACAAAAAAUGAACAUAUCUUUUACUCUAAGUCGUAUUUUUGAUGACUCAAAAACUUUUCUAACAUUAUCAACAAGCAUCAAAAAUUUAUCCAAUUUUUUUUGAAGUUUCUUUUUUUAAUUUUACAAAAAAAAAUUCAAUUUUCUAAAAUAUUUUUUCAUUUUCUGUAUUUUACAAAAAAAAAAAUUCAAUUUUCUAAAAUAUUUUUUUCUAAAAAAAAAUGCAUUUUUACAUUUUGUCUCUCUUUUUUUUAAUUUCGUUUUUGCAAUUUCAUUUUCAUUCACAAUUUCGAUAUUUUUGUAAAAAAUUUUCUAUUUUUGUCUUUUCUGAACUGCAAAAACCGUUGCAUUUAUUGCGAUAAAUUCUUAUCUCUCCCUUGUUGUUCAAUACAUGAAUAUAAGAAGAGAGGUAAAAAUAUAAUUUUUGUCUUUUCUGAACUGCAAAAACAGUUGCAUUUAUUGCGAUAAAUUUUCUCAUCUCUCCAUUGUUUUUCAAAUACAUGAAUAAGAGAGAUAAAAUUUUAAUUUCGAAUUUAAUUUAAUUUCGAUUUUUAUUUAUAUUAAAAAGAAAUUGCAAUUUUUAUUUCUAUAUUUAACGAAUAAAAAAUUGAAUCAAUUUGUAAAUUUAAAAAGAAAAACAUUUUUUAAGUUCAUAUUUUUCUCGGCUUUGGAAUAUAUAAAAAAAAAAAAAAAAAAUCUCACCUUCAUCGAAUGAAAGUCUACGAAAAAAUGAAGGGGAAAAAAAUGCCCUAUAUUGUACAGUGAAUGGUUAAUAAUCGAAAAUUUCGUGUGUGAAUGUAAUUUCAUAAUUUAAGUAUGACGAAAAAAAAAAAAAAGUUCGCUUUUUGGAACACGCUUUCUUCCAGGGAGACUCGACA
Molecule: messenger RNA, 8752 nt
Organism: Leptopilina boulardi
Lineage: Eukaryota; Metazoa; Arthropoda; Insecta; Hymenoptera; Figitidae
Gene: Nrx-1
Product: neurexin-1
Exons: 26
Coding region: 983-5923 (1646 amino acids)
Molecular function (GO): calcium ion binding
Source: RefSeq, a predicted model, not a curated record